AUGGAUGGAUCAGAAGAAAAUGUCUUAACACAGUCUGGGCAAAAGUUUCUGCACGAAAUGAAGGAAAUGCAUUUUGAUCAUGCUUUGCCACUUUUCAACAAGCGUGCUUUCAACACAGAUUCGGCUCCUUGUGGUCUUUAUGAUCUUUCAAGACAGGUUGUUGAACGCACCGGAGGACUUCCACUGGCUCUAGAGGUGGUAGGUUCACAUCUUCGUACCAUAAGUAAAGCAAAGUGGAAAACCACACUGACCAAGUUGAAGGAAGUGCCUCACAAAGAGGUCCAAGAGAGGUUAAAGAUUAGUUAUGACGCACUUGGACGUGAGGGGCAACAAAUUUUUCUGGGCAUUGCAUGUUUCUUUGUUAACAACAAAAAAACUAAUGCAAUGUAUAUGUGGGAAGCUUGUGACUUUUACCCGGAAGUCGAAAUUGACGUCCUUAUCCGAAAGUCCUUGAUCAAGAUUGAUCAUGAUAGGAUAUCAAUGCAUGAUCAGUUAAGAGAUCUUGGGAGAGAGAUCGUUCGUCUAAAGAAUAUCAAAAACUGGGGAGAUUGA
Messenger RNA from Rhodamnia argentea, 552 nucleotides. RefSeq names its product disease resistance protein L6-like. The coding region runs from base 1 to 552 and encodes 183 amino acids. Lineage: Eukaryota; Viridiplantae; Streptophyta; Magnoliopsida; Myrtales; Myrtaceae. Gene Ontology annotation, biological process: defense response. Gene Ontology annotation, molecular function: ADP binding. The record is from RefSeq and is a predicted model, not a curated record. The transcript has a single exon.